AGAGAGAGAGAGAGAGAGGGAGGGGGAGAGAGGCUAGGAUUGGCUCACAAAUCUUGUCCGCACCUGUCUUCUCUUCCUAUCCGCUACACCCCUCUCUAUCUCUCUCCAUAUACAAAUGUUAGUGUGAGAUCCACUUCUGAACAACCACAAUUUUAUUUUGUCCUACCCAUACUCUCUUCAUGUGGCUAUGAAUCUCUAAAAUUCAGUAAUCUUAUUUGCCAACCCAACUCUCAGUUCUACAGACCCAGUAUCACCAAGCUGUGUUCUCAGUUGAUUGCAUUGUCCAAGAUUAUUCAAAAACUGGAUCAAGUGAUUUAAUUGCCUUCAUCUUGAGAUUUUGUCUGGGUUCAAGAAGAAUAGGGGAAGAUGGGUGAUGUAGCCAAGGACCUCACUGCUGGGACUGUUGGAGGGGCAGCACAGUUGAUUUGUGGACACCCUUUUGAUACCAUCAAAGUCAAACUCCAAAGCCAGCCCGCUCCACUUCCUGGCCAGCCUCCCAAAUUCUCUGGUGCAAUGGAUGCUGUAAGACAAACAAUAGCGGCGGAAGGCCCAAGGGGUCUGUACAAAGGUAUGGGGGCCCCACUUGCCACUGUGGCAGCCUUUAACGCUGUCCUUUUCUCAGCUAGGGGACAAAUGGAGGCAUUGCUGAGGUCUGAACCCGGCACUCCCCUUACAGUGAACCAGCAAAUCAUUGCUGGGGCUGGGGCUGGGGUUGCUGUGUCUUUUAUGGCCUGCCCUACAGAAUUGAUCAAGUGCAGAUUGCAAGCUCAAAGUGCAUUGGCAGGUUCAGGCUCAGUUGCUGUGGCAGUAAAGUAUGGAGGACCGAUGGAUGUGGCAAGGCAUGUUCUCCGAUCAGGAGGCACGAGGGGUCUAUUCAAGGGUUUGUUUCCUACUAUGGCACGUGAAGUACCUGGAAAUGCUGCUAUGUUUGGUGUCUAUGAAGCCCUAAAGCAGUACCUUGCGGGAGGCCAAGACACUUCCGGGCUAGGAAGGGGUUCACUACUUGUAGCUGGAGGCUUGGCCGGGGCUUCCUUCUGGGUUUCUGUCUACCCUACUGAUGUUAUCAAGAGUGUAAUUCAGGUUGAUGAUUACAAAAACCCAAAAUUCUCUGGAUCUAUCGAUGCUUUAAGAAAAAUCUUGGCAUCGGAGGGAGUCAAAGGAUUGUACAAGGGUUUUGGACCUGCCAUGGCCAGAAGUGUUCCAGCAAAUGCAGCUUGCUUCUUGGCAUAUGAGGUGACAAGGUCUAGUUUGGGAUGAUUUUUUUUUUCAUUUUUCUUCCAUUAGGCGCUGGCCAUCUAUUCGGAUGAAUUUUACAAAACUGUUGUUUUAUAAUGUUGACGCCAUUGUCUCGCCAUUAACGACAAUUUCAAUCCAAAAUGUUGACAAUAUCUCUUUAGCUUUUCAUGCUCUAAGAAUGCAGUAACAUUCAUCUCUUGGGGCUAGAAUAAAGUUUUGUUGACCGAGCUUCACAAUUCUGUGGCUGCACACUGAUUGAUUACCUAUCG
Molecule: messenger RNA, 1505 nt
Organism: Ilex paraguariensis (yerba mate)
Lineage: Eukaryota; Viridiplantae; Streptophyta; Magnoliopsida; Aquifoliales; Aquifoliaceae
Source: the annotation of a GenBank genome assembly